Messenger RNA from Tinamus guttatus (white-throated tinamou), 5052 nucleotides. RefSeq names its product synaptojanin 1 (gene SYNJ1). NCBI's taxonomy places the organism in Eukaryota, Metazoa, Chordata, Aves, Tinamiformes, Tinamidae. Gene Ontology annotation, molecular function: SH3 domain binding; RNA binding; phosphatidylinositol-4,5-bisphosphate 5-phosphatase activity. The record is from RefSeq and is a predicted model, not a curated record. Gene Ontology annotation, cellular component: perinuclear region of cytoplasm; presynapse. Gene Ontology annotation, biological process: synaptic vesicle endocytosis; phosphatidylinositol dephosphorylation.
CCUACCUUGCAGAAGGUAUCUGGAAGCACAAGAAACUCUCACUAACAUCAUCUUAUCUUGGACAGGACUGCCUCUGGUGAAGGCAAAAUGGCUUUCAGUAAAGGAUACCGUGUCUAUCACAAGCUGGAUCCACCUCCCUUCAGUGUGAUAGUGGAAACCAGAAACAGAGAAGAAUGUCUCAUGUUUGAGUCUGGAGCUGUGGCAGUACUCUCAUCUGCAGAGAAAGACACCAUCAAGAGUACCUACUCCAAAGUAAUGGAUGCAUAUGGGCUCUUGGGUGUACUAAGGCUAAACCUUGGAGACACCUUGUUGCAUUAUCUGGUUCUAGUAACAGGAUGCAUGUCUGUGGGAAAGAUACAGGAUUCUGAAGUUUUUCGAGUUACUUCCACCGAAUUCGUAUCAUUACGAACUGAUCCAUCAGACGAAGAUCGUAUCUCAGAAGUGCGCAAAGUUCUGAACUCAGGAAACUUCUAUUUUGCAUGGUCUGCAACUGGUGUCAGUUUAGAUCUUAGUCUCAACGCUCACCGCAGCAUGCAAGAGCAUACCACUGACAAUAGGUUUUUCUGGAACCAGUCGCUGCAUCUGCACCUGAAGCACUACGGUGUGAAUUGUGAUGACUGGUUGUUGCGCCUCAUGUGUGGUGGCGUGGAGAUACGGACAAUAUACGCAGCUCACAAGCAGGCAAAGGCUUGUCUUAUUUCACGACUCAGCUGUGAACGGGCUGGGACCAGAUUUAACGUCCGGGGAACAAACGACGAUGGUCACGUUGCGAAUUUUGUGGAAACGGAGCAGGUGAUAUUUUUAGAUGAUUCUGUGUCAUCUUUCAUACAGAUUCGAGGAUCUGUUCCAUUAUUUUGGGAACAGCCAGGCCUGCAGGUGGGAUCUCAUCGUGUCAGAAUGUCAAGGGGUUUUGAGGCGAAUGCACCGGCUUUUGACAGGCAUUUCAGAACACUUAAAAGUUUAUAUGGCAAGCAAAUUAUUGUAAAUUUACUUGGGGCAAAAGAAGGGGAGCACAUGCUAAGCAAAGCUUUCCAGAGCCACUUGAAAGCAUCUGAACAUUCGGCUGAUAUCAAAAUGGUGAAUUUUGACUACCAUCAAAUGGUUAAAGGUGGAAAGGCUGAAAAAUUACACAGUGUGCUUAAACCACAGGUCCAGAAAUUCUUAGAAUGUGGAUUUUUUUAUUUUGAUGGAAAGGAAGUUAAAAGGUCUCAAAGUGGCACUGUCAGAACAAAUUGCUUGGACUGUCUGGAUAGAACAAACAGCGUGCAAGCUUUCUUUGGCUUAGAGAUGCUAACAAAACAACUGGAAGUAUUAGGAUUGGCUGAGAAGCCGCAGUUGGUUACUCGCUUCCAGGAAGUUUUCCGAUCCAUGUGGUCUGUGAAUGGUGAUUCUGUCAGUAAAAUAUAUGCUGGAACAGGAGCCCUUGAAGGAAAAGCUAAGGCUGGAAAGCUGAAGGACGGUGCUCGUUCUGUGACCAGAACGAUUCAAAAUAACUUUUUUGAUAGCUCCAAGCAGGAGGCCAUUGAUGUUUUGUUAUUGGGAAAUACCCUAAAUAGUGAUUUAGCAGAUAAAGCACGGGCUCUCUUAACCACCAGCAGUUUACGCGCAUCUGUAAAAGUGCUAAAGAGUAUGUGUGAAAACUUCUAUAAGUAUGCAAAACCAAAAAAAGUUAGAGUCUGCGUUGGGACAUGGAAUGUGAAUGGGGGGAAGCAGUUUCGAAGCAUUGCUUUUAAAAAUCAGACCCUCACUGACUGGCUUCUGGAUGCACCAAAGUUAGCUGGUAUUCAUGAAUUCCAAGAUCGAAGAAGCAAGCCUGUAGACAUAUUUGCCAUUGGGUUUGAAGAAAUGGUAGAGUUAAAUGCAGGAAACAUUGUGAAUGCCAGCACAACCAAUCAGAAGCUCUGGGCUGUGGAACUGCAGAAGACCAUAUCGAGAGACUACAAGUAUGUGCUGCUGGCUUCUGAGCAGCUGGUGGGCGUCUGCCUUUUUGUGUUUAUCAGACCCCAGCACGCUCCUUUUAUCAGGGAUGUUGCUGUUGAUACUGUGAAGACUGGCAUGGGAGGAGCCACUGGUAACAAAGGUGCAGUAGCAAUUCGAAUGCUGUUUCAUACCUCCAGCCUCUGCUUCGUCUGCAGCCACUUUGCUGCAGGGCAGUCACAAGUUAAAGAGAGAAAUGAGGACUUCAUCGAAAUAGCUCGCAAGCUCAGUUUUCCAAUGGGAAGGAUGCUCUUUUCCCAUGACUAUAUUUUUUGGUGUGGCGAUUUUAAUUAUCGAAUAGAUAUUCCUAAUGAGGAGGUUAAGGAACUAAUACGACAACAGAACUGGGAUUCCCUUAUUGCUGGAGACCAACUUAUCAAUCAGAAAAAUUCUGGACAGAUUUUUAGGGGAUUUUUAGAGGGCAAAAUAAAUUUUGCUCCUACAUACAAAUAUGACCUCUUUUCUGAUGACUAUGACACCAGUGAGAAAUGUCGCACACCAGCAUGGACAGAUCGAAUUCUUUGGAGAAGAAGAAAAUGGCCUUUUGACCGAUCAGCUGAAGACUUGGAUCUUCUGAAUGCUAGUUUUCAGAAUGACAGUAAUGUCCCUUACACAUGGAAUCCUGGCACCCUGUUGCACUACGGACGAGCAGAGCUCAAAACAUCUGAUCAUAGGCCUGUGGUUGCAGUGAUUGACAUUGACAUAUUUGAAAUUGAAGCAGAAGAGAGACAGAAAAUUUAUAAGGAGGUGAUUGCAAUGCAGGGACCACCUGAUGGUACUGUAAUGGUCUCCAUCAAAAGUUCUUCACAAGAAGAAAACUAUUUUGAUGAUAACUUGAUUGAUGAUCUUCUUCAAAAAUUUGCAAGCUAUGGUGAAGUUAUACUCAUAAGGUUUGUAGAAGAUAAGAUGUGGGUAACCUUUUUGGAAGGAAGCUCCGCUUUGAAAGUUAUGAAAUUAAAUGGUACUGAGAUAUUAGGAAGGACUAUAAACAUAAGUUUGAAAAACCCAGACUGGAUCAAGAGUUUGGAAGAUGAAAUGAAUCUAGAGAAGAUUAAUGUUGGGCUGCCUUCUUCAACAAGCUCCACUUUGCUUUGUGAAGAUGCUGAGGUUACUGCAGACUAUGAUAUGGAAGGUGACAUUGAUGACUAUAGUGCUGAAGUAGAAGAAAUUCUUCCUCAGCAUCUACAGCCAACCUCAAGCUCUGGUCUUGGAACCUCCCCAAGCUCUUCACCACGUUCCAGUCCCUGUCAGUCCCCUACACUCUCAGAUGGACCUUCCCUCCCUGUGAGACCGAGCCGAGCACCAACAAAAACCCCUGGGCCACCUGUUUCCACGCACACUGAAAUCCAGGUUGGCACCCAGCAGAAAGAGUCUUCGCAGAGUCUGGAGCCCAAGCGCCCUCCUCCGCCUCGUCCUGUUGCUCCUCCCGCGCGCCCCGCUCCACCACAGAGGCCGCCUCCACCAUCAGGCGGUAGGAGUCCUGCACCUGCUAGAAAAGAAUUUGGAGGUCUUGGAGCUCCUCCCAGUCCUGGGGUAGCUAGGAGAGAAAUAGAAGCACAAAAAAGUCCUGGAACACAAAGAAAAGAUAAUUUAGUUCGUAGUCAGGCUCCACCUUCAACUGGAUUUUCAAGUGCAGGAACUGCUGGAUAUAGCACAACCAGACCGACUAUUCCACCUCGAGCUGGAGUUAUUAGUGCACCACAAAGCCAGUCCGGGGGCAGACCAGCAUCUGAAACUCAGGCCAAACCCGCUGAACCACCAAGGGGCUCGCCGUUACUUCCUGAACCACUAAAGCCUCAGGCUGUGGGACCUUCUCCACCCAGCACGCAGCCUCCACCUGUCCUAAGGAUGCAAGAGCCCCUGAUCCCUGUGUCGGCACAUCCAUCCCAGACGAGUACCCCGCAUGCUCUGGAGCCUCCCCCGCAGCCACCGCCUCGUAGCAGAUCAGCUCACAGUUUGCCUUCUGAAUCUGCUCCUUCACAGCAGCAAAUUAAGACCAAUGGAACGUGUGGCACUAAGCCUGAGGCACAGUUAAACACUGACCCCUUUGAAGAUUUGUCAUUUAAGCUGCUUGUGUCAAAGAUGCAGACAUCCAUUCGAACAUCACCCGUUCCAACUUCAAACCAAAAGGAGCUGAUGCAGCUGCCUUCUGCAACGCAAAGACAAGCUGAUACCCUGAACCUUGCAAACUGCAUGCCAGCAAUGCCUCCUCUCCCGACCUCUAACACAUCCCAGGAGCACACGCGCAGCUCUCCAAAUCCGUUCGCUACUGGACUGAACUGCACAAAUCCCUUCACCGAAAGAAUUCCAAAUGCUGGAAACCCCUUUAGAACAGAAACCCAAGAAUCUGAAGUAGCUUCACGUAUCCUAGAGGGACGCACCGCUUGUAAUCCCUUCCCCUCGCUACGUCCCCCCACUCGUACUACAAGCAAGCCUGUGUUUUCUGUUGACGUAUUUGAAAACAGUUUUUGCUUGCAAAGUAGAUCUUCCGUGGAAAAGAGCAUACAGCCAAAAGGAUGGGUAACGUUUGAUGAUGAGGAGGAGAAUUUCAAUGCAAAGCUAAAGCCAUCUAAAAGUGUUCCAGAUUUUAAGCAAAUCAGUUCCAGGAGGUCAGCUGGAUCUCCGGAUUUGCUGGGCACUGAACAAAAUACUUUUCUUGGCUCAGACUUUACCUUUGGUAAUGACUGGAAUAAAAGCUCUACAGAUUGCUUCUACACAUUGCCAGCAAGAAGACCACCUGCACCUCCUUUGCCAUCAAGAAUAACCAGCAACAGAUCCCCUGCAGAUCCUUUUGCUUCUUCAGCACCCAAGGCGUCACCAACGCAAGAUUUUACAGAAAGAUAGAUGUUCAAAAAUAUAAGAGGUUAUAUUUGUUGCUACAUUUAUCCAGUAGAAUAAUUGGGCAUUUGAGAUUAUUCUGUGUGCAAUAACUGUCAAAUGCACUGAAGCCUAACUCUACUCAUGAGCAGCCACUAUGGUUUGUGUAUAAAUUUUGAAUAUGUAUAUAUGGUAGAGCACAAAAAAAAAGAUGAAAUUUAUUGAUAUCCAGAUGUAAUAGUAUUUGAAUGGAUAGAA